Dentiscutata erythropus is the source of this 401-nucleotide messenger RNA. The record is from the annotation of a GenBank genome assembly. NCBI's taxonomy places the organism in Eukaryota, Fungi, Glomeromycota, Glomeromycetes, Diversisporales, Gigasporaceae.
AAAUUACUGAAGAAUUGAAAUUUAAAAUGAAAUCCGAACGAUUACAAUUCAUCAAAACACACGGAUACCUUUCCCACAAUAGAUCCGGAACUCGACCAGCAACAACCAACGAUAAUGAUUAUACAAAAUCACCAUAUUAUGUUGAAAUAGCAAUGUAUCUAUAUCUGAUGACAAAGAGACAAAUGGACUAUCAGGUAUGGACUCCAUCGAUCCAAUACUUUAAAGAAGAAAUAUUCGAAAAAUAUAUACCAAAAUAUUUAGAAGAAUGGACUAUAAAAGGAAAGAUUACCAAUAAUCGUAUUAAAGAACAAUUUCCUAAUCAGGAAAUUUUUGAAGAAUACAAAACACUGUAUGACAGUGAUAAACAAAACAAUUUGGCCGAAAAACCGAAUUACCUGUGA